Quercus lobata is the source of this 846-nucleotide messenger RNA. Its product is annotated as putative disease resistance RPP13-like protein 1. Lineage: Eukaryota; Viridiplantae; Streptophyta; Magnoliopsida; Fagales; Fagaceae. The record is from RefSeq and is a predicted model, not a curated record. The coding region runs from base 7 to 762 and encodes 251 amino acids. The transcript is spliced from 2 exons.
UUUAAAAUGCAUGGGUUGGGAAAUGUGGUAGAUGUAGGGGAGGCCCAGAAUGCACAGUUGAAGAAGAAGAUACAUCUCCACGAUUUGGAACUAGAUUUUCUCGAUGAAGGUCAAUUCGAAGAGAAAGGGGAAGAGAGUAGAAGAAGAAUGAAGAGUGAUUUAGCAGUUUUGAAUGCCUUAGAACCACCUUCACACUUGAAAAAAUUAUCAAUUAAGUGGGUCAUGAGCACCGCAGUGUAUACUAAUUGGAUGACGUCCUUGACCAAUUUGAAAAGUCUUGAUAUCAAUUGGUGCAUUCAGCUAGAGUGUUUGCCACCUUUGGGGAAGUUGCCGUUACUCAAAGAAUUAAAUAUACGGCGUGUAGAAAAUGUGAAAAAGUGGGGAGAUGAAUUUUUAGGAAUAGAAUCCGAAAACAAAAGCAAGAAAGACGACUACCACAUCAUAAAUAUAUUCCCAAACCUGAGAGUUCUCGAAAUUAUUUAUUUGCCGAGCUGGGAAGAAUGGAUUGGCAUGGGUGGAAAGAGGUUAGAAGUGGAAGAAGAAAAAGAUAGUGGUUUCGUUUCAGAUCCAAUAAUAAAAACAAUGCCACGGCUUGAAAGCCUGACAAUUCAGGGCUGCCACAAAUUAAAAUGUCUGCCAGACUACUUGCGUACUACUCCAUUACAGAAAUUAUUCAUUCAUUACUGUCCAAUUCUCAAGCAACGUUGUGAAAGAGAGAUAGGAGAUUACGCCAUUAGUAUGAGGAUGAUGGGGCUGGUAUGAGGCGGAUGAACAAGUGGAAGUAGACAUUGAUGAGGGGGAUUCGUGAAGCGGACAGAUACAUAUUAUGAGAUUGGGUAGUAAGAG